This is a messenger RNA of Meyerozyma guilliermondii ATCC 6260, 762 nucleotides long. Its product is annotated as guanine nucleotide exchange factor. Gene Ontology annotation, biological process: cytosolic ribosome assembly; ribosome biogenesis. NCBI's taxonomy places the organism in Eukaryota, Fungi, Ascomycota, Pichiomycetes, Serinales, Debaryomycetaceae. The coding region runs from base 1 to 762 and encodes 253 amino acids. The transcript has a single exon. The record is from RefSeq and is a predicted model, not a curated record.
AUGGCAGUAAUUAACCAACCCAACAGUCAGAUACGACUCACUAAUGUCUCCCUCGUACGAAUGAAGAAGGGAAAAAAGAGAUUUGAAAUUGCAUGUUACCAGAACAAGGUUCAAGAUUGGAGACAAAAAACGGAAAAAGAUCUUGACGAAGUGCUUCAAAUUCCUCAAGUAUUUACCAAUGUUUCCAAGGGCCAGAUAGCCAACAAUGACGAUUUGAAGGCUUGUUUUGGAAGCACCAACGUUGAUGAGAUCAUUUUGGAGAUUUUGGAUAAGGGAGAGAUCCAGUUAAAUGAAAAAGAACGCAGUGCCAAUUUACAACAAAAACAGAAUGAGUUCUUGAAUAUAAUCUCCACAAAGUGUAUAAACCCGCGUUCCAAGAAACGGUAUCCCCCGUCAAUGAUUCAGAAAGCAUUGAACGAAGUAAAGUACCAUGUUAAUCCUGCCAAACCCACAAAAAUUCAGGCUCUUGAAGCCAUCAAGGUAUUGAUAGAGAAACAGAUAUUUCCCAUUGCGCGAGCCCAGAUGAAGGUUAAGGUUGUCCUAGCCAAUAAAGUGAAGAAACAGGUAUACGAUGAGCACAUCAAGCCAUUGAUAGACAAGAUUGAAGAUGAGCACCAAGACGCCAAGAUGUUUGAGUGCAUUGGUAUAAUUGAUCCUUUUAACUACAGGGCGAUAGUGGAACUCCUUCAAGGCGAAAAUGCCAAAGUUAAGCAAGGGGAAGGCAGCAUUGAAGUUAUAGAUAUGGCUGCGGUGAAGGAAUAA